Messenger RNA from Porites lobata, 13200 nucleotides. The record is from the annotation of a GenBank genome assembly. Lineage: Eukaryota; Metazoa; Cnidaria; Anthozoa; Scleractinia; Poritidae.
AUGAAAUCGCCGACAGAAAACACGCACACAAACGGAAGAAAAACACUCAUUGGCUUGUGUUCCACCUCCUGCUUCCUACUGUCCGUCGUUUGCUGUAUCGCACUGUUUCACGUGGAAUUCAGAAUACACGAGCAUCGUCGACUCAUAUCACAGUUGGAAACAUUCCGUCAAGAGAUUCAAAGAGAAGUCGCUCAAGUUAAACAGGAUUGUAAAAAAGGGAGAGUAACCAAAAGUAACCAUCCCGACUUUUGGCAAAAUACAAAAGGUGGGUGAAAACGAACAGAAAGUGGAUAUAGGUGACUUUUUGCUAAACCAUGGUUUAUCCUUUCACGUGGUUUAACUAGUAAACAUCGUCGGAGAAACCAAGUUUUUCAGUUACGUAUUGGAAUCAACUACAGAAUACAGGGCCAUAUUUUAAGUUUUAAAGAACACAGAAAGGGAUAUAUCUUAGUGGCUCGGUGGUUCGUCAUUCGAGGUUAGCAUCUUAAAGAACGAGAAAGUCAUACCGCAAAAUUCCGAAAAUAAGCCCCGGGGCUCAUAUAUUUCAAAGGAACUUAUUGAGGGGCUUAUCUACGGAGGGAAAUUUGCGUUUCAAAAUCAAUUGGGCUAGCCGUAUACUUGGAAGUAAAUUUACCGUUUUUGCUUUGUUUUACUUUGUAUUUGAGGGCAAUUUUGCAAGUACAAGCCCCCCGGGGGGGAGGGGCUUAUAUUUGGAGGGGCGAUUUAACGGAGGGUUUUUUGCGUUACCGGAUUGGGGUGCUUAUACAUGGAGGGGCUUAAUUUCGGAAUUUUACGGUAUUUUAGUGGCUCGCGGGCUCCGUCCCAACGAAUAUACCUAGAAAAUUGGCCCUGUAUUCUGUAUUCUGUUAUUUAGCUUCUCAAAAAACUGUGCGAGCUUAUAUGUAGUUCCUAUAUUCUAAUAUUAGAACACUACGUACAUUUUUCAAGGUCGCAAAGUUAUAUACAGAGAAAAACGUGAUUCAUCAGAUGCCUCUCAAAACAAAUCGGUUACAAAAGCCUCCGAAGUAAAAAAGCUGAUCAAAAAAGAGCUUCGCCAGUUACAGAAAAAAAUCUGUGCCAAAGAUGAAAAGCUCUGUCUACCAGGACCAAAAGGUAACACAGGAAGACGGGGAAGACGAGGACCCCACGGUAUACCGGGCCCCAGAGGGAGAUCCGGCCCAGCGGGGACUCCCGGUAAAAAUGGACCAAUAGGACCACGGGGACCAAUGGGUAUAAAGGGGGAUCGCGGAUUGCCAGGUCUGCCAGGACCUCCUGGUCCCAGAGGUCCGCCUGGUGAGAAAGGUGCGCCGGGACAAUCCAUCUCAGCUCCCUCCUUGUUACAGCCUCCUGUUGAAACGACAAUCAAUGCAAGUCAGACAGCCAUCUUGAAAUGUACAGCGGCUGGAAAUCCUCCUCCCAAAGUCACAUGGUUUAAGGUGAACUCAACACUUCCUGUCGGACGUCACGUUGUAGAGUCGAGUGGCGCUCUGAUUCUUCAGGAUAUUAGACCUGAAGACGAGGGCCAGUACACCUGCAAAGCUGAAAACGUGCUGGGAACCAUCAACGCCAGCGCACGGCUAACAGUGCAGUGUAAGUUGCAUUUCAUUCUUCAAGAUUUCAAGACGUUUUUUAUCUCUCCCUAAUACACUUUUUGACAUGUUGUAGGAGUAUUCUAACGGACACUUACAGCUAGUCCCUUAUUGCCGUUCUUUAGUUACUUCCUCUGACCUUCAAUAUAAGAUGCACAAUUCUCUAAAACGAUCGGUUAGUAAUGGUCAAAGUGGUGUGAUAGAGUAUUUUGAUGGCAGAAUAAACGUGCUUUCUAGUUCUUGCCGAUUCCACUCUUUAUUGAAUUGUCUUCAAAUCACCUGAUCUGAAGCAACGUAAAUAAAAAAACGUAUAAAGAAAAACUAUAGUAUAAAGUUAUGUCGAUGAAUUUGAUUCAUUUGUCAUGAUCUUUUUAAGAGCGGCCGUCCGUAAAUAUCGCCUGGGGGUGUGCAAAAUGAAAAAAUCGAAAAUCCCCAAACUUUGUCAGAAUAUAGGUCUAGGUAAACUAUUUCUAGAAAAAUAACUUUUAGUUCGAUUGGAUUUUAUUUUACGCGGACGGCGACCGAGUCGGUUCGGAGGCUCUCAGAUCAGUUUUCACAGGCUCAAGACCAUAUAUUACUUAAAAAUCGUUUAAAAUUAAAGAAGUAACAAACUCUGCAUCUGAAAAUCUUAAUAGAAAGAACACAACCUAACCAAUUUUCUACGGCUUCUGGAGUUUAUUUCUUAGAGUUUCGUAGUGGGCAACAAAUUCAAUAGAAACGUUUAUAAUUGUUAACAACAAUCUUUAAAAAGGCUCUAACUUAUCACUAGUUAAAAUAUGAGAGAGAAUAAACUGACUUGACCGACUGAACACACUAUGACAACCUUCCACUUCCGGUUUAAGACAUAAACUGCACUGAGCUGUGGACGAAGAUCCUGUGUGCUGGUUGCCACUGUUUGAUCUCUAGGAAAAAAGAUCUAAUCAGCUAAAAUAUUGAAAAAAUAAAUACUGAGACUACUGCAACGUGUAUCACUCGAGUACGCAACGGCGUCAGCAGCUGCAAGAUUGGCAGGAACCUUUGUCGCUAAUAGGAAAAACUGUUUGAAUGCAGGAGGUCCACGCAACGCGUAAAUACAACUGACUGGUUCCUAGUUCCUAGUUUGCUAUGAUUUUGUCAUCCACAAAGAGAACAUCUUAAGCUCUUCCAGUGAGAGAGCAUUCUGCCUUAACUCUUGAACCGAAAAAGGACAGCAGAGGCGUGCAGCGUUCUGCCUUUAAUGUACAUACUGUUGUACCAUAUUUGGACUAUUAUCACAGGAUACCAAUCCAUAAUGGAAAUGUAGUCACAUCUGAGACAUCCAUAUUUGGAAUCUAUAAACAUACGAUACCUAACCGAUCAAAACGCAAGCAAUUUUCUAGCGAAAUUUCUUGUGAAUUUCUAAAGAAAACGUGUUGAAAUAUCAACUAUGUGUGAAUGUAAUUUAAAAAUGGUGAAAAUAUACCGAAAAUGUGCUAACUUUGAGAGUGGCUCACUCUCCGAAAAGCUGCUCAGAAUCGAAAAAGUAGCUCAAAAUCGUACAAGUUGCUAAAAAGUUACGCAGCAGAAUCUCUCUAGGCCUAGGUUUAAAUUUAGCUGAAACUUUGUUUUUCUUUCGGCUGUCUUUUACACUUAGCGUCAGUAACAUCCAAUUCCACACAACGACUCCAUGCCCCACCCUACCUCCCUGCACGCACACAAGCCUUGAGACACAAUCCCUCGUUAGCUUGGAUGCCAGAAGAUUUAUCAGUAAGGCCAUUCAACUACUCAGUCCCAAAAGGGUAAAUUUGCCUAUCAGCUUACCAGCUUUUCUGUUACUACACAAUGAAAUUGGAAGAAUACUGUGCUGGGAAAUGUUAGAAGAGAGCAGGUGGACAUGCUUAAGAUGUCAGUAAUUAGUUACAAGAGCAGGAAUUUACGCGUUCAUCGAUCAGUUUCACUGAAAUAUCUUCGUUUUCCACAUCAGCAUAUCAAAGGCAACAUUGACUAACGACACGGGGUACCCAACAGAGUUUUAUACGGGGAGUCACUGCCACAGGAAUGAACCCAUCACCCAUGUUUAUACCAUUUUUGGCUGAAAAGGUGUCCUCUUUCGCGUACUUUCCUUUAAAAAAUGAUGUCCCUUAAAAAGUCACUUUUCUUUGCAUCCCUUUAAACUGCUUUGAAUGCUCUGUCCCUCUCUUUUUCUUUUUUUAAACUGUAUGAAUAGACAAAAAACCAAGAUAUUUUCUCUGCAUUUUGUUCCUUAAUCCUUCCUUUUGGGUCCUUUUCUCAACCUUUCAUAUAUACUUUUAAUAUUAAAAUCACUUCCCUCCAAUAUACCUGAAACCUUAGCUAUCCCUUUCGGGCGGAGCCAGUUAUCGUAUACGCUAUUAUCAUAGAGAGUUCUCCGGGCGCUUAGCUGGGGUAAACUUUCCAAAAGGCUGUGCUUUUUUAGUCCUCGAGCAACACAAAACUUUAACGGGGGGAUAAAAAAGAACAAAAAAUGAAUACAGAUGCAAGAUGAAUUCGAACGUUAGGUUACAGAUGCGAGAUUUGAAUAUACAUAGUAAACAGAAAAUGAUAGGCUACGUAUACUAAAAAGAUAAAUGUCACUUUCUGAGUUCAUCAUGUUGAUUGAUACCACGGGGUUCAAAUGCCGUUUUAUUUUUGUUUUCUUUCUUUCUUUUUUUCUGUCACUCUUCCUGCCGUAAGGAUCAGUUUACUGUUUUAAUUUUAAAAUCUGGUCAGUACUGAAGAUGUUACUUAUCUAGGCCUACUAAAGAUCUCGCUGAUCGACCUUCACUAGUUUGUCAUCGUAGUUUUGCCUUGACAAGUGUCCGUAUUACUGAGCUGCCUGAGGCAGGAAUUUCAUCGCACAGUCUUGAGUAAUUAAUAUUAAGUAUUCCACCAGGUUUUCUUCGAUGAUUGUACGAAAUGGAUGGGAAAUUUAUACCUCCUUCCCUGCAAACAAGGAUGGGAAAAUGAUGCGGUUUCAUCCAUGAUUUGGAAGGGGGGGGGGGUUGGAAUUGCUGUUUCAUUUUUCAUGAUUCUGUCCAAGAUUGUAGCUCCAUGGGGUCUUCUUAUAAUCUGAUGAUCUUUUGGCUUAAAAUAAGCAUGCCAGGAUCAGCAGACGAGAUAUCCCAAAAUAAUAGAUAACGCCUGUGGCAUAAUUUUUUGUUUCUCAAAAGUUUCGUACUCAGUUCGUCGUACUUUCAACUAGCCAACGUUAACUGAAACACCCUUUUUACUUUUAGAUUUUAAUUUUAUGAAGGAUUUAGUGCAUUAUGUAGCACAAAUCUUGCUUUUCCUGUUACUUGAGAACUGUUCAGACACAGUGAUGCUGACAUUACCCUCCCCGGCCCGCUGGAGCAUCACCCUACCCUAGGACAAAAGUGAGUAACGCAUUCUCCUUCCCGCUCCGAGCAGGUACGGUGAUGUGAGGAGACCGCAAUAGCCGGUUAUAUAUAUCCAAAACAUCUUCAUUUCCUAAGAGAUAAGCAUUAUAUUUAGUCUUUAUACAUCGUUAUGUAAGUCAACGUCGGUAAAUUGGUUCUCUUAUGCACAUGAAUCCAGUUGGUAGUAAGUUUUGAAACACGUGAUCCGAAUGCUGUCAAACAUUGACCGCCGGUUAAAAUUAGGCUUUCGGCUGCCAACGGGCGCGUUGUAAGUGAAAUAAUUAGGCAAAAGAAAUGCAAAUAAGUCGAGUGUAAUCAAUAUCGCUCAACAGCAAAGAGCUUUGGAGGAAUCUGGUCAAUAGAGCAUUUUUCAUCGAUGUAACCGCCUUCGAAUGUCGUGACAAAACGGCGUGUUUUGACCUCAAGGGUCGCUUUUGUUAGGCGUUCAAAAAUCUACCCUUCAGGAUUGCCCAAAAAUUUUAUUGCAUUUGUUUGAGGAAGACACCUUGCUCUUUCUAUCGGUAGGUAAGUUAUGGCUCAAAGCCGUAUACCAAGGAGUGAUUUUUGUGUCUGAAAUUUGCCAAUUUUAUGUCUGUCAAAAAUCGGUAAAAUAAGUAAAAUAAUUAAAAAUCCGAAACAUAUUAGAUUUGCUGUCGAAUAGGAAAAUUGUACAUUGAAACUAUUGGUUACGUUGUGUUCUUUCUAUUAAGAUUUUCAGAGGCAGAGUUUGUUACUUCUUUAAUUUUUAAACGAUUUUUAAGUAAUAUAUGGUCUUGAGCCUGUGAAAACUGAUCUGAGAGCCUCCGAACCGACUCGGUCACCGUACGCGUAAAAUAAAAAUCCAAUGGAACUAAAAGUUAUUUUUCUAGAAAUAGUUUACCUAGACCUAUAUCUGACAAAGUUUGGGGAUUUUCGAUUUUUUCAUUUUGCACACCCCCAGGCGAUAUUUACGGACGGCCGCUCUUAAAGAAACCAAUGAAUUGCGGAGAAGUCUUAAUCAUGAGGAAACAAGUUAUUUUGAUUUUGAGGGUCACUGUAAGUGUUUUCCUAAAAUAAACCAUUUUCCUUGGCAUUGGCUGCAUACGACUGGUGUACUACAAAAAACUAGCAAUUUAGAAGUCUAAUUUUAAAGAAUGUUCACGUUCGCUUAUUGAUAGAGGUGACCGCUGAAUAGGGGUCAAGAUUAAAACAAAUAAUUGAUAACUACUAUUUUUUGCCGGUGCACGUUGUCGUUGCGCAAAGGUGUCGUAAGAGAAGGUUCGACUAUAUUUGCUAAAAAUUCCACGAUAUUAGAAUAGCAGAGAGUAUUCUGUCACCAGAAUAAAAGCGAUUUAUCUAUUUCUUGCCAGUUGGUCCCCAGAUAUUAUUGUCAUCAAAUCGCCUGAUGGCUGAACAAAAGCAAAACUUCACCAUCGCCUGCACUGCCACUGGUCAGCCUCAACCCAAGAUCACGUGGUCCAAGCUAGGAGGAGAUUUGCCAAAAGGAAGAAGUGAGGUAAUGAACGACGCUCUGACAAUCUAUCAAGUGACAAGAAACGACGGUGGCAUAUACACGUGUAAAGCAGAUAAUAUCCUGGGAACAGCGACAGAUAUGGCUCAGUUGAUUGUUUUUUCGCCUCUUCGGUUCAAACUUCGACCACCUCAAGAACUGACUCCUAUGGUUGACUCAACUGUUCGCCUACCUUGUGUGGCCGAGAGUGACCUGAGACUUACCAUAACUUGGACAAAGGAUGGAUCCAUACUUACUGUUGAAUCAAGGAUUCUUCAAAACAACACUCUAGUUCUUGGCAGCAUCAAAAUAUCACAUAAAGGAUCUUACACCUGCAGAGCGAGUAAUUCUUUGUCAACAAUAGAAACCAACGUAAAAAUCAAUUCUCCAGUUACACCUGCUUCCUGUUCUGAGAUCAGAAAACACGUCAGCAGUGUAAGCGGAAAUUACGACAUUGAUCCAGAUGGCGAGGGGGGUCUGGCACCAUUCACUGUUUAUUGUGAUAUGACAGCUAAAAAUGGAGUUGGCGUGACAGUCAUCAGUCACGACAGUGAAAGCAGAACAUACGUGAAAGGAUAUGAGGCUAGGGGAAGUUACUCGCGUGACAUUCGUUACACAGGAGCGAGUCUUUCUCAGCUGGCAAGUCUCACCAGAGUGUCCUCGAAUUGUGAACAGUUUAUCAAGUAUGAAUGUACAGGUAACGCUCUCCUUCAAAAUGGCGCCUUUAAUGGCUGGUGGGUGUCACGUGAUUCCGCUAAGAUGACGUACUGGGGAGGAGCAUCUGGCAAUGCUAAGUGCGCAUGCGGGAUGACUAACUCAUGUGCACACGCCAGUUAUGGCUGUAACUGUGAUAACGAAUCCUAUAGAUGGCAGGAUGACAGCGGUCUGCUCACUGACAAGACGACGCUUCCUGUAAAACAACUCAGGUUUGGGGAUACUGGUGACAGCGGAGAACAAGGUUACCACACGCUCGGAAAACUAAAGUGCUUUGGAACCGCAUAAAUAGAUGCUAGUUCUUGUGACUCCAAACCCGACAAGUAAAAAAAAAUAUGUGUAACCUUAAAAGUUCAUAAAGAAACCUGAAGAGAGACUCACAGCGAUCCUUGUUUUACAUGUACAGUAAAUACAAUAGCCCACCUUCGAUAUAUUAAAACUCUAACAUGACUCCGAGGCUAUAGGGUCAAAAUUGCAAAUUUCUCACGACUCCAUUGUCUCGCAAUUCCCAGAAGAGACUUGAGGACAAAGAAAACCAAACCAAAUGUAGAAAAAUGACCAGAAAGCCUCGGAGUCAUGUUAGAAUUUUAAUGUAUCGAACGUGGGCUAUUAAAACCCGGUCGAACAUCCGUAGGCUAGCUCUUCUCGCUUUUUUACUGAUGUUUAUGGUAAACAACCUGUCGCGGUUCAACAUAUUCAUCAAACUCUAAAUUCUUUUCACGAGAAUUAACACCAACCGAAAAUAGAGACAUGGCACUAAUAACUCUGUCUUUUUCCCCUAGUACUGAAGUAUCGAUAUGAUUGUUUUAACCUGUUUUCGAAAGUCUUGCAGGUCGUGUUAGAGAGUAAUAAGCAAUAGUUUAAUAAAUGUUUUUUAUGUAUUCUGAAAAAUCCUGUCACUGUUGUCGACGGCUGCUACUACCGGGGCUGAGCGCACGCAUGGGAUUCUGGCUAUAUCGUGUCAAUGUUUUGUUGGAGAGAGAUACUAUUUCUCUUGUUUGUUCUUCCCAUAGAGGUAUCAAACGAAUCAUGAAAAACCGCGCUUCAUUUAAGCGUCAAUGCAAUUAGCACAAAAUAACUAAUUGAGGACAACAUUUUUAUGUCUCCUACUGGAGACGGGACCGCCAUUUUAUUCAGUUUGUCAUUCGAGCCCCAUGAAGGCAAAGCUGUUUGCAAGGAAAAGGCAGUACCUUUACUCUCAGUUAUUUUAAGACCCUAAGUAUUGCUCCAGCCCUAAUGAUCGAUCAAACCAGCGACCAUAAGCUCGGCAGUAAACGUUUUACCAACUGAGCUAGUCCUGACGUAGUCUCAUUUGAGACCUUUAAGAGCUUCUUCAUCACCGCGGUUUUUAAAAGGUUUAUUUAAACUUAAUUGCCUGCAUACAAAACAAUCUCCGCUCAUAAUUCAGGGUUGGUUAUAAAAACAUAGUUCAAACGGAUAAAACACUUUUAAAUUUGACAAACCCUCCCAUCUAAGCAUUGUUUGCUAUUAACAGCGUCAAGAACGCUCACAGCCUAGACUUUUUUUAUCUACUUAAAAGUCAACACUUCACCAACAGAUUUAAAGGUCUUAUAAAUAAAGAUAAAAAGUGUAAAACUUAAGCUCUGUUAAAGCUCCACUUUUAAAGUGUUAUUUAUAAAGUUAAAAUAGUUUGGGAUAAGAAACAAUCUCAAAUUCCAGUGUGCGAAUAUGGUACGUUGGUUGAGCGACAUGGGUGGCGUCAAAAUAGACAGAAGAGAAGCUUGUUAUAUUUUGUUAAUUUUAAGAUCCUUUGAGGUUUGAAAAGAACUUUUUCACAUCAGUUGUGGGCCUUCUGUUGUUCCUGAACGCAAAAGUCUUCAUGGUUAAGCAUCGUUACCCUAAGCGCACCACUUGACCCGGCAGGAAUAUGACAACGCGGAGGAAUGAGGUCUAAGGGAUUUACCAACGCUGGGUAAAUGCCAGACAAAACGAAACAAAAUGGGCGGAAGGUAAUGGGCACGUGAGCUUUAGGCGUUGUGAAAAAACUAAAGCCGCGUCUGUCACGUCUGUAACGUACCUUUUGUAAUAUCUUCCUCAGGAAAGACAAGGAAACAGACAAACAAGCUUUCAAGUGUAUGUGUCGUAGGUUGUAUUCGUUCCCAGGUUAAAUCACAAUUUUGUCUCCUGUGAAUAAUUAGGGCCUAGAAACAAAAAGAAAAUACUGAAGAAAAUUCGGUUGAAUCCUUGUCAAAAAUGAGAACGGAAUUUACCUAGAACAUAAACCAGUGGUUAGUUUCUUUACAUUAUCACUUGACGACGCAAAGCAAAUCCUGAACUUCCUAAUUUGCCGCUCUGAGUUUAACGUUUAGAGGUCAUGAAGCUGGUCUGUUUCAUGCAUAUUGAGUAAUUUAUUUCCUGUGGUCUGGAGCGCGAUGUCCUACUGUUCCUCCGUUCGCAAUUCCUUUUGUUCUAGCUUGAUAGUCUAUGGGACUGUACAGGUAGUGCAUUUUUUUGUUAUAAGUGCCCAAAGCAAGACUGCAGUUUCGGAAUUAAAAGAUACCUUGUCUAAGGUCACGUUUAUUCUCGUUCAGCCUGUCAACACUAUUUCAAACCGGAUGUUUUCCUUAGCGCGUUCAGCCAACAACAAAAGGUUUUCUAUUUGGGAAAGGUAAUAGCCAAUCAGAAAAUACCUACCAUAUUCGCAAAAGUGGGUGACGUCACCGGGCAAAUUACAACGCUCGGAAUUCAGUCGUCUCUCUCUACCCCGCCCCCCCUCCCCACGGAUUACUGGCUGGAGACGUGUGACAUUUCAGACUAUCCCAACCACUCUUUUACUUGUCAUUUCAUAAUGUCACUCAUAUUCGUUAAGAUAUAAGUGGGUCAUUUGUUUAGAAAUGCCGCAUGUCACGGGCCUGGUUAUUCAGUUUCUCGAGUUUCACAAAAGACAUUUGCUUCACUGAUUUCAAGGGCCAUUAACUUACUCGGUCUUUCUGAAAACGUAGGCCCAAAAAGACAGUUUAAUCAUGAAACAAUGGAAUGCAGAAGAGAAGCAUAAGACUGGAAGUAAAACAUUUGAGAGCUUGAGUUGCAAGUCAGGUUUGCUGCUGUCUAUUGCGUGCUGUAUCGCACUUAUUCACGUAGAACUUCGAGUACAAGAACAUCAUAACCUGAUUUCACACUCAGUGGCAUUCUGUGGUCAGUUGGAAACACAAAUCCUUAGAGCUCAACAGAAAAAUGGAAGAUGGAAAAUCACCGAAAGCAGCCCUUCAGAUUUGGAGCAAGAAACAGAGGGUGAGUAACUGAGAAUUUUAAAAGCGGAAAUAGCUAAGCUCUUUGCCACGACCAAGGCCUCUACUUCUCCUUGUGCAGAUAUCAUUAUAACAUAGCCAGAAUAUUCGCCUAUUCAAAUUCAAUAGCGCGAGUGUGCUUCAUAUUCCCGUUGAGCACGCUGAUGAUGUCAAUAAACUAUACCUCGAGUUCUUGUGAGCUUAGCAAUCCUCCCAAGACGUCUCCCAAGAGCAUCCAUAACUCAACAGUACACGAUGAAGCGUUAACCAUGUGGUUAAUAAUGUAAAUUUAAGAGAAAACUUUUAAAUUUGCUAACCGAUAGCAGAGAGAAGAGUAGUCUUACCUACAAGUCGAGCUCAAAUUUUUUCACGAGCGCGAAGCGCGAACGGUAGAUUUUUUCUGUUUUCUGCGGCAAAAGCGAGCGGGAAAGCGAGAGCUCGAACUUCGCGCUGAGGCCAACCACCGGAACCGGAAAUGAGAAACGAAGGACUUUGAGAAAGUCUAGGAAAAGAGUUGAGUGUUGUUGCGGUUUUGUCAUCUGCGCGAGCUGUGCGGGCUAUGGCGUGUGCAAAUCGUUCUUUUCACAGCUAUUUCUUUCAAAAAGAAUUUUUUGGUGAAUUAAUAGUUUUUCGGUUCCUCAAUAUGGCUUUUACAAUCCAUUUGACCGUUAUCUUAAGCGACUUGAUUAAACUUUAUUCUCUCAGUUUCAAGACAAAAACAUAACUGUGAGGUAAAAAAAUAUAGUCACGUAGACACUGAAGCGUACUGCUUUAAACGCGAGCUAUAAAAAUAAAAAUGUAAGGUAACUGCUGCAUUAAUGCAUAAUGUUUUAAAACAAUUAGGAGAUGACCAUUUAACUAGCAUUUACUGUUUACCUUGAGUGAUUUCUUAAAGAUGUAUGAUUAAUGUGCUACAGUCUUUUAAGAAUGGCUUUUAUUUUUGAGGUCAAAAAACCAAAUCAAGACAAAGACGUGCUUCACCCAGUGACUCACAAGCGAAACCGGUAAAAACAGCCUCUGAUGUAAAACAGCUGAUCAAAGAUGAACUUCGUUUGCUGCAAAAUCAAUUCUGUGCCAAAGAUGAAAAGCUUUGUCGACCAGGACCAAAAGGUAACACAGGAAGACGGGGAAGACGAGGACCCCAAGGUAUACCAGGUCCCCGAGGGAGAACCGGACCAGCAGGACCUCCCGGUAAACAUGGACCAGUAGGACCACAAGGACCAAUUGGUAAAGAAGGAGUUCGCGGAAUGCAGGGUCCCGCGGGACCCCCCGGUCCCAGAGGUCCGCCGGGUAAGAAAGGCGCACCGGGACAAUCUAUCUCGGCUCCCUCCCUGUUACAACAGCCUGUUGAAACGACAGUCAAUGAAAGCCAGACAGCCAUCUUGAAAUGUACAGCGGUUGGCAAUCCUCCUCCCAAGGUCACAUGGUCUAAGGUGAAUUCAUCACUUCCUGUCGGUCGUCACGUGGUAGAGUCCAGUGGCGCUCUGAUUCUUCAGGAUGUUAGACCUGGACACGAAGGCCAGUACACCUGCAAAGCUGAAAAUUUGCUGGGAAGCAUCAACGCAACAGCGAAGCUAACAGUGCAGUGUAAGUUCCAACUUUUUAAUCUAAGGCUUUAAGCAAUGAUGUUCAUUACUCCGUAACACAUUAUCUAUUUCUUGUCAGUUCCUCCUUCUAUUGUACUGUCAUCACAUCGCCUGAUGGUUGAAGAGAAACAAAACGUCACUAUCGCCUGCACUGCUACUGGUCAGCCGAAACCCAAAAUCACGUGGUCCAAGUCAGUUAACAAACUGCCCAAAGACAGAAACAAAGUGGUGAAUGGAGCCCUCACAAUCUAUCAUGCAGUAAAAAAGGACGGUGGAACAUACAUUUGUAAAGCAGACAAUACUCUUAGUUCAGCAACAGAUACGGCUCAACUCAUGGUUUUCUCGCCUCUACGGUUUAAAGUCAAACCUCCCAAAGAAGUGCACACUGCAAUUGGAUACACUGUCCAUCUACCGUGUAUGGCCGAGAGUGACCUGAGACCUGUAAUUUCUUGGUCAAAGGAUGGCUCUAUACUUCCUGUUGGUUCGAGGAUUCUUAAAAAUAACACUCUCGUACUAAACAGCAUCAAAAAAUCACACAAAGGAUCUUAUACCUGCAGAGCAACUAAUGCCCUCAAAACGAUAGAAACAGAGGUUAAAAUCAAUUCUCCAGUGAGGGCUACUUCCUGUUCUGUUAUUAAAAAGAACGUCAGCAGUGUGAGCGGAAAUUACGUCAUUGAUCCAGAUGGCGAAGGAGGUCUGGCACCAUUUCCUGUUUAUUGUGAUAUGACAACUAAACAUGGAAUUGGCGUAACAGUCAUAAGUCACGACAGUGAAAGCAGAACAUCCGUGAAAGGAUAUGAAUCUCCGGGUACUUAUUUACGAGAUGUUCGUUACGCAAAAGUGAGCCUCUCUCAGCUGGCAAGUCUCACCAGAGUCUCAUCGCAUUGUGAACAGUUUAUCAAGUACGAGUGUUACGGUUCACUUUUGCAUCACAAAAACAAUAAAUUUGGAUGGUGGGUGUCACGUGAUUCUACUAAGAUGACGUACUGGGGCGGAGCAUCUGACAAUGGUAAGUGCGCAUGCGGGAUGACUAACUCGUGUGCAUAUCCCAGUUAUGGCUGUAACUGUGACAAGAAUGACUAUGUAUGGCGUGAAGACAGCGGUCUCCUCACUGACAAGACCAAGCUUCCUGUAAUACAACUCAGGUUUGGCGAUACUGGCGACGGGCCCGAACAAGGUUACCAUACACUUGGAAAACUUAAGUGCUCUGGGACAGUAUAG